CCUCGUGCCGCCCCAGCGUGUUGUUUUCUCUUUUUACUAUUGUAUUUUAUCAUAACUUAUAGUAGGUAUAUUAUAGUGAUCUAACUUAUCGUUGUAUUCGGUCUUUUGAUUUAAUCAUCUAUUAUUUACAAAUUUCUUUUUAAUAUUAUUUGCGAUCAAAAUAUAGUUUCUAUUUUACAUAGUACAAAAUUGUUUAGGUUCCUGUCUUUUUUAGUGCUUUUCUUCGAGUACACUGCUACUUUUACAUACACAAUUUUGUUUUUAAUACCUAUUAAAUGUAACCAUUAAUGUUUAAAUUUAAAUAUUAAUUUAUCAAUCUCAUAAAAAUUAUUAAUGUUUCAUACUUACCUUGUGAUGUUUAAAGUAAAUGCAAUCAACUGGUUUUUAUUGGAUACAAUAAUAGCGACGAUGUCCAGAAUGGGUUAAUUCAUAUUUGGAUUUAAUCUAAAUAUCCUUCUGCUUAUAUUAGUGCUACCUACUGUCAUUAACACGUAAGUUAAACAAAAAUAACAAAAUUAAUAUUUAUUAUUAGUAUGUAUACAGUAUACAUUAUUCAUCAUUGUAUAUAUAUACUAACUCAUUAAAAUCUUUUAUAGAAAAAAAAAAACAGUGUUGUUUAACUAUAAAUUUCACUGUACAACUCUGAUUCAGUUUAGUUUUCAAAAUUACUUAGGUAAUGUUCUUAUUUACACAUGCAUUUUUGUUUAUUUAGAUAUAAUUUAUUAAAUAAGUAUACCUAGUUGGUGUUGAAUUUAAAAUGUUCCUUUUAAGUGUAUUUACAUAAUUGACUAUUAUAAUUAAUCGAUAAUAAAUUUGAUUAAAGAAUAAAUAUAUUUAAAAUAAAAUCUAAUAUUUCUUAAGUAUGUAUCUAAAUAGAUAAUUUUUUUUGUAUCAAUUCAUUUUAUUAAUUACAAAAAUAUAUUAUACAUUAUGUAUACAUAAUCAAAUAGACAUAAAUUUGAAUUAAAAUUAAAGAUACAACUAACUAUAUCUUUCCCUUUGUAGUUUUUAUUAUUAAUUCACAGUAAAUUUUAUUAAAUAAGUAAAUAAACACAGGUAUGUAAUUUAAAUGUCCAAUAUGUUUUUGAUUUUAUAAAAAAAAAAAAUUAAGAUAAAUUAGUUGUCCUUAGGACCUAGAUGAUCAUUAUUUAUUUUAUUGGUUCUUUUUAAAAAUUAUAAUUUGAUAUUUUCAAAAAAUCUUUUAUUUAUCUAUUUGGUGAUUGAAUUUGAAAAUUACUCUAAAAAUCAGUCUAACAUACUUUGAAUGGAAGCUUUUAACUUGAGCAAGUACUAUAUUAUAGGUUUACCAAUUAUGUAUCAUAAAUUGGCAGUUGUGCACUACAUUAUUAUUUUUUUGUGCUUUAACUACCAUAUUUAUUACCAUUGAAUGAUAGAAAUGUGCAUUUUAACUUUUAGUUUGGUUAGUUAAUUGGUUUGUCUCCUCAAUAUAACCAAUAUUGUACUUAUAUGCUUUAUUUUCAAGUUAUAUUUUCCUUUCAUAUUUCCUCCUUACGUACUAUACAGUUCCAUUUAAAGGAAGCCAAUAAUAAUAAUUCUUAAUGGAUUAACAUAAAUUAAUGAUAUUUGUCUAAUUAUAUUUAAUAUAGACUCUUUAACAGUACCUAUAGUGUGUUUAUAUUUUGUUUCUGCUGCUUUUAUAAAUUUCUAGCGUUUCCCUCUGGACCAAAUGAGUUUGGGAAUAAAAGUUAUUUUAUAAACAAAUAGAAAUAAUAAAAGCUACAUUAAAAUUCAAUACAAAUUUCCCUUUAUUUUUGAAAGAGAGGAGGGGUGUUCUUUUAGUUUCGAAACUAAGGAAAUUAAAUUUUGUAAAUGCAUCGUAUUAGUAUUAGUAUCUAAAAUAUACUUUUUGGGAGUUUCAAAUGUUAACCUCAUGAUUUUAUGCUCAAAUCACACCAUUUUUUUUUUAUUGUUCUAGUAUUCAGUUUUUAUUGUUUUACAAAGAAUAUAUUGUAUAAAAUAGGUAAAAAAAUGUGGAUUUUUUAAAUAUAUCUGUUCUUAAUUUGUUUAGUUUAUUUUUAAAAUAUUAUAUUUAUUAGUCUUGUAUUUUAAAUAAAUACUAUAAUACAAAAUGUAUUACUUGUUUUUUGUGUAUGUAAGUUUUUCUAUAGUGCGUUAUUUAAAUAGUACAAUCGUAUAUAGAAAAUGCAACAUUAAACUGUUAUGCAAGUUAAUAAUUUUGUAAAUAAAAAAAAUUUUUCAUUUAAACCCAAUUCAUUCUUAAUAAUAAUAUUUAAUAUAUCUAAAUAAUAUCUUUAUAUUUAACCAAGAUUUAUUAAUUUUAGAAUUAAAAAAAAAAAAAAAAAAAAAUGUGUUUUUGUAAAUCGUAUUUGUAUUUGUAAUAAUAUGUUUGUUUUAUGACAUAAAAAUAAACUUUUUUAUUGAUACAAUAUAGUCAUUUAAAGUGUUAGGUAUAAUAACGAUAUUGUGUGUAUUUUAUAGCUCUGUAUACAAUUUGUCAUCAUGCAUCUAUUAUAAUUUAAAUUUUAUUAUAUCUUAAUUAAGUAAAUUACUGAUUUAUUUAUUUUAAGUAAGUCCAAUAUAAUGGUUUACACUUUUAAUAUGAACCAAAAAAGUGAUUUAACUUUCAAAAGUUCAAAAAUGAUUAAUAUUAAGGAAAUAGUUAUCUUUAUACUUGUUUGAAAUGGGAAUAAUAGAUUUGAUCAUCUGUAAAACUUGAGGACCUUUAGGUAUUUAUUUUUGUAUCAUCUUCUUAAACAUUAAUAACUACCAAAAUAUGGGUUUUUAAUUCAGAUUUAAUUACAAGUAUUUUAUUAUAAUGUAGAUUAAAUGAUAAGUACAAAACUAUACUAACAGGUUUUUAAUUAGAUAUUGUUUAUAAACAAUUUUAGGUGUUAGGUAAUCAUUGUUGCUUUUUAAUGUAUUGAGUAUCUACAUGAAUUAUUAUUGAUUACAGUUAGGAUUGUAAAAUUAUUUAAAUUCGGUUUGAUAUUAGCUGUCUAUAGCUAGAAAUUGUGCUUUAGACAAAUACCAGCCUGUUUGUAUACAAUUUGUAUUUUAUAAGUAUUAUGAAAAAUUCGCAAAAUCUUAAAUAACAGUUUAUAUAGAAACAAUACUUUAAAUUAUUUUAGAUAAUAUUGGAUAAAAUUGGAUAUUAUUAAUAUUAUUUAUACAUACUGUUCAAGUGAUCAUGUUUGGUAAUUAAAAUCUCGUUAAAAUCAUUUUGAGUAUUACAUGUGACUUUUCUAAAAAAUAUUUGUCUUCAGUAUAAUUAAAAAUGUAAUUUAUUUAUUUAUUUUAUUAUUUAUAAGUAUAGUUGCGAUAAAGGUGAAGACUAAAGAUGUCCUUAUCGGUAUACAAAGGGUAUUUUUUAUUCUAUAAUAAUAUUUAUAAAUAUAUCUAAUUUGUAUGUUUUUUUGCCCCCGCAUAAACUUUUAUUUAGUGGAAUCUAUUAUAAUUUACAACAAAUAAAUAAAUGAUACCUAAACUGUCACCUUAUAGUUAUGAGCAGAUGUGUUUAAAGACAUUUUUUAAAUUUUAAUUGUUUAGAAAAAAAAAAAACUUAGGUAAUUGAAAUUACCUAAAUUUUGAAAUUUAUUGCAUAUAAUAAUUAAUAUGAUUUGAGCAAUUUAGUUUUAAAUUAUAAUAUAAAAAAAUUGAAAAAAAAAAUGGCUUGGAAACAUGUGAGAAAGGUUGCUUAUUGCCACAGCUUCAAUACAAAUAAUUUAGUUUUAUAAAAUAAUUAAAAAUGAAUGAAAACUAAAAAGUAUUUUUUAAAUUAGAUAAUUUUUGUAAUUUUUCUAAUAAUUUUAUUUAUUUUUAAUUAUUACACUAUUCGAUACCUAUUCAUAGGCUUCAAACUAUUUGUUUACAAUUUACACUCUUUAAUAAUAAUAAAUUUAUAUGUUAUAUUUAAUAGGUUGGUAACCUUUUGUCCUUUAAUAACGUUUGCUAUGUAGGAGGGUUUGUAUGACAUCAUCAACUACACAGGGGUCAUCAACAUCACUACGCCAUUCAUUUAGAUGUAAUUGCCCUCAUAUUAUAAUAUAUUGCCCUAGACCUUCCUGCAUAAUGUUCCAGUUCAAUCAAUUUUAAAUUACAAUAGAAAUAGGCCUCUAUUAUAUUGUUGUAUUGUAUUAUCCCUUUAUAGGUGUAUUACAGGAAAUCAAUGCAAGUAGAUUUUAAAUGUUAGUUUUAUAGAUCAGUUAUUUUUGGUAUUAUACUAACAAAAAUACAUGAAUUGGACAUUUGAACUUGUUUGAUUUUGUGCCAACAAUUUGCACUUUAUUGUUACAAUUCUGAUAUAUCCUAAGAACCAUUCUGACUAAGAUCUGGACAAAGAAAAUAUUGUUUUUGUGUAUUUUUCUUGUAGACCUUGAGAUACCAUAAUAGAAGUGUACAUGCAAAAUAAAUGUAUUUACAUAUUAUAAUUAUUUAGAAAAAAAAAACUUUUAUAAAAUGUGUACCUACCUUUUAUUUUAAAUUAUGAUUUUAUUAAUAUAGGUAGUUUAUUAGAUUGAUAAGUCUUAUAAUCAAUAUACAGAUAAGUCCUUUAGCCUUGAAAUAUAUUUGUAUACUCUUAGUACAAAGAUUUUUACCUUAAAUGUAGUUUGAUAUUGUCCUUAAUUUAUUUCUUUAAAUUAUAUUUUAAGAUGAUUUGUAUUUGGGAUAAAAAGAAAGAGUGAAAUAUAAUAAUAGAAACCAGCUAUUUUUAUACAAAUAAAAGUAGUGUAAAGUUUUGUUUUUGUUGUAUUAUUGUUACAUGGAAUGACAUGCACUAUUACUGUUUCAGUGUUACGGUACUUUUAGGAGACGCAAAUUAUUGUUCUACUUUUUAAAGGGUUAAAAUAAAUUAGAAGUAGCCAUUAAAUUACGUUUAGUGUAAUUAUUCACUAAUCUAACAUAUUUUGAAUACAGAUUUUAUAAUGCGUUUUUUGGUAUUUUUAUUUUUAUCAAACCUUUUUUUGUUUCAAAUUUGUCAAAGAAUUAAUUAUGAAGCAAUUAAAUAUAUAAUUAAUACUGUAUUAGUAUUUAGACUACUAUCAUAUUUUUAAAUAAUUAAGCUUGAAAAAUGAGAUAGUUACAAUUUCGCAUCAUACAAAUCAGAAAUUGUGAUAUAUAUAUAUAUAUGUGUGUUUUAAAUAGAAAUAUAAAAAUAAAAAUAGAUUUUUAGUUUUAAGACAUUUAACCAAUUUAAAAUAAAGAAGUUUUAAUCAGACACGCCCAUAAUAAACAAGGCAUUGUGAUGAACACCUGUCAAAGUAAAUUAUUGUUCCGAUAUUUCCAUUUCAGUAAUGGAAUUACUUAUAUUUAUGACUUUUCAAGGUUGUGAUUUGUAAAUAUUUUAUUUUCUGUUUAUUUAUCAUUACCAAUUUUGAUAAUUAGUUUAAAUUAGAUAGAUACCAUAUUCGCGGGAUCUGUAUAAUAUCUUAUCUUAAAAAAGAAAGUGACUCAUUAAAUUGGAAUACUUAGUUGAUCUCUCUUUAUUCUAGUUUUAUAAUUACGUACAAAAUGAUAAAUUUAAAUUAAAUUACAUUUUCUCGUUGCAUUUUCGAAUUAUGUGUUUCAAGCCGAAGCAGAUUGUAAUAGUUCAAUUAUACUAUAAAAUAAAAAGAUAAAAAAUAAUAACUCUAAUGGAACUAAUUACAGAAAAUUAUGGUUCAAAUAGAUUAUAGUUAUAAUUUGUAUUAUAGUAUGAAUGAACUAUAUGGUCUGAUUACUAAUGCUUUUUCUGUUUAUAAAAGGGGUUAAUAAUAUACAUUUCCUUGCUUUAGUGAAUUUACUAAAAGUUAUUCGUUUUAUUAAUAUUUUAUGUUAUUUCACUAAAUAUGAUGUAGGUAUUUGACAUUUAUUUACUGAUUGAAUAUAAUAUGAUUUGCCUAGUAUUGUUCACUUUUUAAUAAUAAUUUCUCUGUUAUUCUGUUUAAUUAUUAUUUUUAAACUAAAUUUUUAAUUUAUAAUGAUAUUUUAUAUGUUAGUUGGAAAUAUUUUACUUAACAGAAAUAUUUUUUUUUUAAAAUUAGUAUUAGUCUCAAAUUAUGCAUGUUAUAAUCGAAAAUAUUAAAAAAGAAACUUUAGAUAUCAGUACUAAAAUAAUAUAAUAUUUUUGUAUUUAAGUAUCUAUUUUAAAAUAUACCGUUCUUUUUUCAAAUUCAGAACAAGCUGUUUUUAGACUAAUUAUAAACAUAACGUAUAAUGUAUAUAAAGGUAUAUAUUAUGAGUUCAUCAUUUGGUUCAUAAAUUACGUAUAUAAUUAGAAAAUAUUUCUCUUUAUUAUCUUUAUUAAUAUCCCUCUUUAGAUAACUUUUCUUUAUAUACAUAUUUUUUAAAUAAAAUAUGUUGUAUUAUUCCCAUAAGUUCUAAUAAUAAAAUACAUUUUUAUAAUGUAUAGCAAAUUAUUAUCGAAAUCCAUUACGAAUUAGAAAAAAUUGGUGUGCCCUAAAAUUUUCUAUUUUUAAUUUUAUUAAUUAUUACGCAUUAGAAAAUAUUAUAAAAAACAAAACCUUUAAUCCAUAUAGUUUAUUUAUAUUAAUAAUGUGUAUCAAUAUAUUAAAUUGUUUAUAAUACUACUAAAAUAUAUAUAAUCUGUGAUAGAUUUAUAUUAUUUUGGAUUACUUAAAUUGGCUAUAUAUAAAAAAAAGACAAACAAUUCAUAUUAUGAUGAAAUUACAAUUAAAAAUAUGUCUAUAAUCUAUGUAACAUAAUUUUGUUGAGACAUUUGAAAUGUUAAAAAUAUGUUAAUAGGUUUUAUCUGUUAGGUAUAUAAGUAUUCAAUAUUACUAAGAUACAGGAGCAGGGUACGAAAAAAAUUCAAGCUUUCUAAUACAAAGCUUACUCCGAUGUAUAUUAUGUAGACCUUUUUCUGUCAGAAAAUUUUCAUUGGGUGGUACUUAAGGAAGGUCAUUUUUUGAUUUUCCCUGCAGUUUUCCCAAUAAAAGGGAAAAGGUGAGAAAAAACAGGAAAAAUGUAUGAAAUAUUAUGAUUUCUUUUUGUGGAUAACUUUUCUACCAGCAAUUUUGCUCCGAUUAAAAAUUAUAGGACUUAUGGAAGAAAAUCUGACUGGGAAGAUACUUUAAAGAGGUAAUUUUUCAAUUUUCCCAAAAGUUUUCCCAGCAAAUGUGAAAAAUCGGGGAAAUUGUAUGGAAAAUCGGUACAAUAUUAAACAAAUAUUAUUAAAGAAAAUAUAUAAUGCCUAUUUAAUUAUUUUACCACAAUAUGACAAACAUAUUGUUGAUAAAGCAUCACUAUCAACUAAACUCUGCUUAGAAUUGUUUUAAUAUAGUUAGAUAGGCACCUAUAUACGAGGGCUAAUCAAAAAGUAUCGAGACUGAUAAUAUUACUCGGAAACCGAGCGUUGAAGAGCAAAACGAUUUGUAAACCUAGCUUCUAUGACUUAUACUGAGCACAUCUAUUCGUAUAAAAUCUCUAUAAACUUCUUCGUUUUGAUUUGACGAUAUUUUUCUAAAAUUUGUUUUUCACGUUUGGCGAUUUCGUAAUGAAUCCAAAAGAAGCGGAACUUGCUGCCACUCGAGGGCACAUUUUCAGUUUUUCAAUUGACAUUUAAUGGCAAAAACCAUGAAAUGUUGCAUCCCUCUGAAACUGGAAAAAAAAUGUAGAAAAAUUUUCUAAAAUCUCCAAAUCUGUCAAGUUACUCUUCUUUUGGGUUUAUUACAAAAUCGCCAAACUCGAAAAAUAUAUUUUACAAAAAUAUCAGUGAAAUCAAACCGAAGAAUUUUAUAGAGAAGCAAUAAAAACAAAUGUACUCAGAAAAAGUCAUAGAAACAAGUGAUACCAAUCCUACUGCUCUUCGAUGCUCCUUUUCCGAAUGAUACUACCAGUCUUGAUACUUUUUGAUUAGCCCUCGUAUAUUUGAUUUUUACUGCGGCUGUAUGUCUGCAGUUUAUCUAUCAUAUAAGAUUAUACCUACAAGCGAUAAUUAAUAUUAUGAUGAUAGUAUUAUUAUUUUUAAAUGAUUUUUUACCUAUAUAUAUAUAGAUAUAUAUAGUAUGAUAUACCCGUAUAAUAAAUAAAAAUUUAAUAGAAUAAUUUGUAUUUUCAAACAUUUUUUCGACACUAAAAAUUUGCUCGGAAUUUUGUCGGACAAUAAAAACUGAAUCCGGAAUUUUUUUCCCCGGACUUUUUGACCGAUUACCAGCGUAGUGUAGAUAAUCAGAGAUACUGCAUUUUUCUUAAUUUAGUAAUUUGUUUUAUAUUAUCUUUUAGACCAUUCAGAUAUCUAUAACCUUUUUAUUUUUUUUAUUUUUUUUUUCGAAAUUAUAUAAGAUCUUUUACAACUUUGGAUUUAAGGUUAUUUUUGCUAUUUUUUUUUUUUAUCUAUCUUUAGUUAUUUAAAAAAAAAUUAUGUAUAAAUGUUGUUGUUUGCUUAAUUGUUUUAUUCAAAAUUUAGUACAAGCAUUAACUAAUGAAUAUUUUCAUUAUAUUAUCAUACCAUCUAAAAGAAAAUAAUUCACCAUACUAAAGUCCUAAACAGCUCUUGUUAAAAUAACACAAUCAGUUAUGUCCUAGUUAGUUUGGCAUCCAUUGAUUUCUGUGCGUGUGGCAUAAGGCCAGAUGACAUUUUUCCGGACACUAUUCUGGUUUUUUUUACUUCUAAAACUGGAAAUUUGAGAAUUUUUUGAAUUUCACAUUCUAAAUAAAAAUUAGGUACGUUGGUAUGUUUUUAAAUAAAGAAUUUGUGAGUAAAUUAUAGUAAAUCAUAGUUUUAUUAAAUUUGUUUGGUGUAUUAUCUGUUUGGUGGUUACAUAAAUUAUUAGAACUAUUACUAAUGGGAUUUAGGUCGUGUCUGUUGUAAUAUUCUAAUUUGGUUCUUGGCGUCAUUAGUUUAGCUAUCCUCAUUCAGUAUUUCAUUUAACGAGUUUCACCAGGAUAAAUAUGUUGAUCAAGUAAAUAUUGUAUAUUUGCCUGCUAUUUUCAUCGUGUGGGUUUGUACGCCCACGUAUUUUCUGAUUCUUUUUUUGGAUCAGAUAUAUUUAAAUGAUUGAUUUAAUCACCACGUUAUUAUUAUUUAAAAUUUAUGUUUAAUAUAUUUAACUUGUAAUAAACUACAAAUGUAUUAAAUUAUGAAUAUUUUAAGAGACGCCAUGUAUCUGUUCUCUUUUUUUGCGAAUUGCGAGAGUAUAUUUUGUUAAAGGUUAGUGAUGCUUAUUCUUGAACUUUUGUUGUUUUUGUGUUGGAGCAAUUUUUUUUGCAGAAACAUCAAGUGUAAAAAUUAAAAAUAAUGAAAUCAUAACGCUGUAAAUUUCUCAAUUUUUAUUUUUAGUCGUUUUUUUUAAUUUUUCUCGAUUAUUAUAAAAACUACUUGAAAAAUCAAAUAAAUAUCUUUCUUCUUAAGCAACUAGAUCCAAAUUGUAAUUAAAAAGUAAUUUUUGUCAUUUUUGAUUGAAACAACAUUUCUGGCCUAAAAUAUGUUUAUAAAAAAAAGACGGACAUACUUCGCACGAUGGGUAGACUACUGUUGUAGAUGAGAAGUUGGGAAGGUAGGUACAGGCGGGAAUUUAAUGUAUAUAUGUAAACAACGAUAAACCAUUGCUAACAAAAAAACGAUUCUGAACGGACUUCAUUUGAUAGUGUUGCUUUGUAUAUAUGUCAUAUUACAGUAAAAUUAUUACAACAAUGUGCGUUUCUAUGACAACAAUGAUUGUUUAAAAAAUAUUUAAAUUAAAAUAAUGGUAUAUUCUAAAUAGACCUGCGCAAUAUUUAUUCGUUAAUCGUUAGCAGUGGCGGAGUUUUGAUUUGCGUGGUCCUGUGCAAAGUAUAAUAUUUUUAAAUUUUUGUGCGUGACCCAGUGCGAUUGCACUUUCUUCACACGCCCAUAAUGAUCGUUGGACUCGAUAGUCGAUUGUGUCAAAAUAAUUGAUUAUUGCUAUAAAUCGAUAUAUUUUGAAGAAGCAAUUUAUUCACUCACAAUAUUUGUUCGUCAUGUACGAUAGUCAAUUGGAUUGAAAUAAUUAAUACUAUCGAUAUAUUUUCAAAAUAUAUCGAUAUAUCCGAUUAAUCGAUACAUAUUUAUUUCUUAAUUAUAUCGAUUAAUCGAUACAUCGGUUCAGGCCUAAUCCUGAGAUCAUUUCUCAAUUCUGACUUUAAUCGUAAAAUUGGCAAAAUACAUAUUUUCAAAACAAAAGACAAAAAUAAUUGAAUAAUUGUUAUUUAAAUUACAUAAUUUUUAUUUAAACUCGUCUAUUAAUUUUUUUAAACAAAAAUAUUAUACUAUAUAUUGCACUCAAUUUUUUUUUACCACCAAGAACAACUUAUAAUAAUUAACCUAUCAAAUUUUCAAGCAUUUCUGUUAAGCACAGUUUUUACAAUUUUAUCCAUGAAUUGUCUACCAAAUAAAAAUUACCUACGAAACCCGCAAAAUAAAAAUUGAUUAGCUCAAAAAUAACUAAAAUUUUUAAAUGUCAAGUCGCUACAAAUAUUUUAAACUGAAUUACAAAAGAAAACUAAAUUGAAAACAAAAGAAUUAUUUUCGUAAAUUUUCCUAUUUUUCAUGUUUUUCUUAAUUAUAAUGAAAACAGCUUGGAAAAUCUAGAAAUGACCUCUUUAAGUACUAUCUAGAUAAAAUUUCUUUUCAAAAGAAGCGCUACACUUACACAUCGAAGCAAGAUUUCUAGUAGACAUUUUUGUCACGGUAAAAAAAAAAUAAACAUCAUUGUAAAACCAAUACAUUCUUCGCUACACUUAAAAUGUUAAAUCAUGAAAUCAUUGCGCUGUAAAUAUUAACGAAUUUUAGGUAUUUAACAUUGUAUCUUUAGAUUGAACUCUGAGGAAUUCAUGUACAGUUUUCUACAGUUCUACAUAGUCCUAUUUGUUGCAUUCAAUUGUUUUUGAAUUAUGCCUAUUACGAAUUUAUAAAAAUAGCUAAUCUAUAUUAAGUGGAUUAUACCCACAUGUGAUGUCUCAAUCAAACUAACGGGCAAUAUAACAAAACCUACCUUACGCAAACUGCGUAGAACGAUAGAACUCUCUUAAAUUUGGUUUUAGAAUAAAAUCACCUGUUAUAAAAUUAAAAGAGGACAAUAUUCCGGAGGGCAAGACGAUGCGUUUUUCCUAUUCUAAUUAUGAUUUCGGAUAUACCGUUCAAUACAUCGUUUAGAAAUAAAAACUAAUUCAUCGUUUUUAAAUGACUGUAAAAUUUAAAAAAAGAAACGCAUUAUUUUGUCCCUCGGAAUAUAGCUCUACUUUAAUUUUAUUAUAAGUGAUUAUACUUUAAAAAAAAAAAUUAAGCGAGUUCUACGCAGUCUGCAUAAGGUAAAUUUAGCUAUAUUACCCAUUAGUUGGACUGUGUACAUGUGGGUAUAGCUCAAGUACCGAUUUUUCUAGAGAAGUAACUAGAAUUCUGAAAACUGAUUUUAAUUCAUCAAGUCAAAUUAAGAACGAUUUUCAGUGGUUAGUAUUUAGAUUUAGAGCGGAGCAUGGAAUCUAUUGGUUUUACAAUGAUUUAUAUAUUAUUUUUAUUUUAUUCUGUAAACAACUUUUCUACCAAAAAUCUUAAUAUUUUGUAUCAAGUUUAGUACCUUUUCUGAAAGGAAAUUUUAUUUGGUAGGUACUUUCAGGAAGUCAUUUUUUUUGAUUUUCAUUGAUAUACUCAUUAUUACACUCAUUAUUAUACUCACUGUAUUAAUAUACAAUUAAAUAUUUACCAAUAAUAUUAAAUAAAAUAAUUUGAUUUCAAUUUAUUUUUAAAUAUUAAUUUUGUAUGAUUUUAUGGUUUUGUUGAAAUAGUUAAUUUUGAACGUGAAAUAUGGCAUCACAUUAUCGAAAAACUCUUCCAUCGGCUGAUGCUGCUUUAGCAUCUGAUGUUUUUGAUCGUUUCUGUACAGCUACUACAAUGAAGACGAUUCUUGGUCAUUUUCGACAUCUAUGUGAAAUAUUACGCAUCAAACCAACUAAUUUUCCUCAAUUUUACCCUAAACUUAAGGUAAGUCUAGUUCGAAGUUAUAAAUAUAUGUUAUGGUAAAUGUUGUGAAAUCGGUUAAUAUCGUUAUAUUUAUACUUUAACUAAUUUUGUGUUGUUAGUUUAGUUUUAGUGAUUUUUUCACAUUUUAAUUUCUAAGCCAUAUUCAACGUUUUAAAUUGUUAUAAUUCACACUAAUACAUAACUCGCUUAAAAAUUAAAAUAUCGAGAAAAAAAACGUACAAAUAAAAACGGUAUUCUGACCUUUAGGUUUGAUAAUAGGCCAAUAUUAUAACUAGUGAUGGAUAAUAACGAAUAUUCUGUUCUAUCGAAUAAUAUUCGAUUAUUUAUAUGAACUAUCGAAUAAUCUAUUCGUUCAUGGAUUAUACCUUAGAUCAUAUACUAUAUUAUCUAAGGAUUAUGCCUUCUUUCCUUUUAUCACUUUAUCAAAACCUUUCUGUAGAUAAAGCACUAUAUUAUAUUAUUAUUUAUGUACCCUACUCAUAGAGUAAGAUUACAAUUAAAGAUAUACUCUUUAAUCGUGAGUCAUGGGCUUGCGUACAUUGUGUGUCAGCUGGUGUGCCAUUGCACACCCCGUGCCCUUGGGUUGAAACCAAAAUUGACUCAUUCUGGGUUUCAUUUAAUCAAAUGCUAAUCUAUUUGGUAUGAAUAAUUACCAUAGAGUAACCAAUAAAUCGACUGGUAACCACCAUAUUAUUACUGAUCAGUGAUCACUGCCUUGGGUUCAAAGCUUAACGUAAUAUUGUGAUGGAGUUAAGUUUUUAUUUAAAAUUUUUAACGAUGUUCUAGAUGUUCUAAUUUAUCAUUAUAAAUAUUUUAGGAUGUAUAAAAAUGUUUUUGUGAAAGGUAGUUUAAUAUGUAGGCAAAUAAUAUAAUUUUUAAUAAAUUGAUAUUUUAUGUUCAGUUGUUUACUAUCUUCUUUGUUUAGGAGGAGGGGGAGAUAUAAGGAAUAAUUAAGGAACACUUAAGGAAUAAUGGCUUGGUUUUUUAUGACACAUCCCGUGAAAAAAUUUUGCGUACGCUUAAGUUGUGAGUAAGAUGGGGGCGACAUUCAGCAAUUAAAGCCGGAAGAUGCCUCCCUGCAGUGUAUCUAAUUUUAAAAUAAUAUUAUUGUAUUAUUUUCAGUACAAUAUUUAUAAAUAUUAUUGUAUACAAAAUUCAAAUUUAAAAUAUUUUUUGUUGAUAAUAUUAAAGAUGGAGUCUUAGAAUACUUUAUAAUACAUUCCACUUAAAUUUUAAAUAUUCUAAUACAUGACAUUGAAGUGUAUCAUCUAAUGGUAUCAACAAAAUAAAAUAAAUUUGUUCAUAAAUAGAGAUGGGUACCUCUAGUUAUUUAUAAUAAUUACUUGUGAAAUGUUAUGCUGUCACAUACACUUUUAGAAUUUCUGGUAUAACCACGUCAGACACAGCUAGUCAUAUUUUAAUAUUAUUCAAAUUUGAAAUUUUAAUUUUCAACUGUCCAAUUAUAUAUUAGUGAUAAAAUGGAUAAAUUCGAUAUGAAUCAUUAUAUUAUGUUCAUGUCAUAGAUUUGUUAAUGCCAUUAAUUUAAAAUAAAGUUUUUAUUUUGUAUAUUUUUCCGGGUUUUUCAAAUUAUUGUUAAAUCUAUUAGGAAAAUCAAAAAAUUACCUCUCUAAUGUUCAUCAUAGUAUACAUUUCUCACUAUGCUCAGAAUUAAAAAAAACAUACUUAUACCACAAUGCAUAAUAUUAUUUAUUGUAAUAAAUGCAUGGCCUAGAGUCACGUUUUACAUUUAGACUGUGAUAUACUUGAAACAGGUCGUACACUUAUCAUAAUACUUCAGGCAACAUAUUUAUUCAUUUAUUUAUUUUUAUAUAUAAUUUUUUUAUUUAUAUAUUUAUUUACGAUUAUUAAACAUUUUAAUAAUUUUGUUUUUACUUAAUUAUUAUAUUAUUUAUUAUUUGUAUAUCUAUUAGUGUUAUUUUAUUCAUAACUAUACUGUCAAAAUGUUAAGUUAAGAGUAUUAAUACAUUUUUGUUAUAACUGCUUUUGGAUUUUUAUAGGCUAUGUUAUGUUCAUGGAAAGCAAAAGCUUUAUGGAAUAAGUUUGAUAAAAAGGCAAGUCACAAAUGUUAUAAUCGGGGUAAAGCUUGUAUGAACACUAGGGUAAGUUUCUUCAAAUCUUUUGCAUAGCUAUUUGUUUAGUUUACACUAAGUCAACAAAAUUGUUUAGGUUUUAAUAAUUGGUUCUGGACCUUGUGGAUUACGUGCUGCCAUUGAAGCUCAGCUAUUAGGUGCUAAAGUAGUUGUAAUUGAAAAACGAGAUCGCCUUUCAAGAAACAAUGUACUACAUCUUUGGCCUUUUGUUAUUCAGGAUUUAAAAGGUCUUGGUGCUAAAAAAUUUUUUGGGAAAUUUUGUGCUGGAGCCAUUGAUCAUAUAAGUAAGAUUUAAAAAAUUGGUUUUAAAUAAAUGUGAUAUUUAAAUACAUAUUACUAUUAUUUGUUUAUAGGUAUAAGACAGCUUCAAUGCAUUUUACUGAAAGUUUCAUUAAUUUUGGGUGUAGAAAUUCAUGAAGGUGUAAGUUUUGAUUCUAUUUCUCCACCACCUGAAAAUGAUGAAAGUAUGUUUUAUUUAAUGUUACGCUUAUGAUUAUUAAUCUAGUAUUAAAUAAAUUAUGUAUAUAUAAAGUGAUUUUUUUUAUAAUAAACCAGCAAUUAUCUCUGAGGAUUUUUAGUGAAUUUUAUUUCUGUUUUUUUCUAAUCAUUAUGGCUUUAUUUUAAAAUCAUUUUUAAUUUUUCACCCCUUCUCUAUAUACCUUAAAUAAGUACAUACUUUUGAUUUUCAAAUAGGAACCUUCCCUCCCUUUUGAACACAGAUUUGAAUAGAGAAUAUUUUUCUAUACAUUUUGACAUGCGUAACACUAAUAUCAGAUUUACUGUUUAUGAGUUAUAACAGUUUAAAGUUUAGACCGGAAAAGUAAAGAAGGGUAAUAAAUUGCCUGAUAAAAAAAAUAGGAAUCCAAUUAAUUCUAAAGUCUUAGGUGAUUGAAAAAGUUGUUUAAUGUAACUUCUGAUAAUGUUUUGUUUAUUUUCUACAUUUGUAAUUAUCAUGUAAUAAUUCAAAAUUCUGACAGCAAGCAAAAUUAGCUUUUAGGGCAUUGAACCGUAUUUAACAAAUAUGUGGACAAUAUUUGUUGAUGCCAAUUUUAUUGUCAUAAUUUUUUUCCUUGUGUUUUUAUUAUAGCGGUUAUUUUUGGAGGACACAUAUUCAUUUCCAGUGCCUUUAGAUUCUCUUUAUUGAACAAAUUUUUCAAAUUUUCUUUAAAUUUUAUUUCUUUUCGAUUCUGAGUGGUGUGAAGGAUACAUUAGUUUUACAAUGAUGUUUAUUUUUUAAUUUUUUUUUUUUAUAAAAUUACUUCCAGAAAUGGUGGUCACUAAAACAAAAUUGAGUGUACUUAAAUUUUUUUUGUUUCUAAGAUUUCAAUAUCAAAUUUUGAUGAAAAUCAUAAAUAUUACGGCCUUUUGAAACAUGUAUAACAGAACUCUGCUCAGAAUCGUUUUUCAUUAGCAAUGAUUAUUUAAGGCAUUCAGGUAUACAUUCCUUUCUAUAUCUAUCCUUCCAAACUUUUCAUCUUCAACAGUGGCCCAUCUAUUGUGCAAAUUAUGUUCGUUUUUUUUUUUUAUUUUUUUUUUACUGUGUUUCUUUAUUCAUAAUAUAAACAUUAUAAUUUAUUAAUUUAAUGUGGAGUAUCUCUAAUUGGGACAUGUUAUAAUGUUUAAUAGUUAUUUGACCCAACAAUUAAACUUUAUCGCAAUUUACUAAAUUGCAAUAAAAAAAUUAAAACAUUUUUGAUUCUAGGGAUGGGUGUGCCAUUUUUGUGGGUGGGAAAUUGGGAAGAUAGGAUAUAUAAAGUUAUUUAAUUUAUGUCUGCAAGAAAUGAUAAACCAUUGCUAACGAAAACGCAUUUGGAGCGAAGUUUGAUGUUAUACAUGUUUUGAAAGACAAUUGUAAUGUUUAAGUUUUUGUCAAAAUUUUAUAUUAAAAUUCAAAAAAAAAAACCUACAUUAUUAAAUGUAUAAUGUUGUUAUAAAAACUACUUGGAAAAUCAAAAAAAUAAAUUUUCUUAUCACAAACUACAUUAAAAAUGUAACAAAAAAAGUCUUUUGUUGUUUUUCUAUUGGAGUAAUUUCUGGUAGAAAACAGUUUUGCAAAAAUUAAAAACAAUAAAAUCUAUAAUAUUUGUGACGUGUCAUAAAUAUUUGCUGGUUUUCUCAUACCUUUUUUUUUUUUUGGUUUUUCUCAUUUUCUACAAAAAAAUGAUCUUCUCAAGGUACCAAUUAGAUAAAAGGUUUUUUAACUUACAAUAUUUGUGUAUAUAUUAAACAAACUCUGGGAAUCAAUAAAAAAACAAAUUGCUUAUGUAACUAAGGAUCAUCCUGAAAUAUUAUACUAUUAAUAUACUGGCAAGACUACGUGGUGCCAAAAGAAGUUUAUGGUAGUUUUAAAUAAAGCUCAUUGAUUUGAGAAAAAAUGCCUCUAAAAAAAAUGGAUAUCUCGAAAUUGACAAAAUCUCUAAAACUCAAAACUAUAUUUCGCCAAUUUAUAUUAAUGGCAUUAAUGAUGCAUUAUAUUUCAUUCAACGUGGUUUUUUACAACAAAUCAAGUGUUAUUUUCGAUUAAAAUUGUACAGAGUGAGCUCAGCAAAAUAUAGUGGAUUUGAACUUUUGUUACUCUAAAACUAAGCCAGAUAGAUUUACUCUGAUUUCAAUAAAAAAAAAACUGUUUUUAAAAUAUCAAUUACUACAAAUAAUAAUAAUAAAAAAAAUGUCUAUUUUUGAUCACAUUUUAGAUUAAUUCAAAUAAAUAAAUCAAUCAAAUUUUUGAAGAUGUCGAUUUCGAGCUAUUGAUAUCUCAAAUACUAUUAUUGUUUGGGACUACUAUUGUGAUAUAAAUUUUUCUUAAAGGACUUUUUUUCUCAAAUCAAUGAACUUUAUACAAAACAACCAUAAACUUUUACGCACCAUACUUAACGAAUUUGUGCCAAUAUAGGUAUAUUCAAUCAUAGGUAUAUUUGUAAUAAUAUCAGACAAUAAGUAUUAAAUUUUAUUUAAAGUAUUAUUUUAUGUAACCAUAAUUAGAAAUAAAUAUUUAAUACUCUAAAUACUCUAAAAAUCCUGUACUUGUGUUAAUUAUUAGUAAAUAAUAUAAUUUUCAAUAUUUUAGAAAUUGGUUGGAGAGCUAACUUCAGCCCAGAAAACCAUCCAGUUUCUCAGUAUGAAUUUGAUGUACUUAUUGGAGCUGAUGGUAAACGAAAUACAUUGGAAGGUAUUUAAUGAUCAAAAUACUCUUAUUUCAUGAAUACAAUGUAUUUUUUACAUAUUAUUGUAAAUUAUUUAGGUUUUAAAAGAAAAGAGUUUCGUGGUAGGUUGGCAAUUGCAAUUACUGCAAACUUUAUAAAUAAACAUACAGAAGCAGAAGCAAGGGUUGAAGAAAUAUCAGGAGUUGCUUUUAUAUUCAAUCAAAAGUUUUUUAAAGAUCUUUAUCGAGAUACUGGAAUUGAUUUAGAAAAUAUUGUUUACUAUAAAGAUGAAACCCAUUAUUUUGUAAUGACUGCCAAAAAGCAUAGUUUGAUUGAUAAAGGUGUUAUUUUAAAUGUAUGUAUUACAAACAUGUACAGCUCAUUAAAAAUAUUAAAUUGUAUCCUAUUAUAAAAUACAUUUUAUUUUAAGUUAAAUGGAUUAUAAUAUUGUUUAAUCAAUUCAUAAAAUUAAAGAUUUCAUUGAUAUAAUUUAAAUUUACAGGAUUACGCGGAUGUUGCUAAAUUGUUGGCAUUAGAAAAUAUUAAUAAAGAAGCAUUAACAGAAUAUGCUAAAGAAGCUGCUAAUUUUUCAACAAAUUACUCAUUGCCUCAACUUGAGUUUGCUGUCAAUCAUUACGGCCAACCAGAUGUAGCAAUGUUUGAUUUUACAUCUAUGUAUGCUGCUGAAAAUGCUAGUCAUGUGAUCCAAAGAAAUGGUCAUAAACUUCUGAUUACAUUAGUAGGAGAUAGCUUAUUAGAGGUAUAAGAAGUAUAAUUUGUUAAUAAAAUUGCUUAUAAUUUGUAUCUUGGAAUAUAAUUUGGUUUUAGCCAUUUUGGCCAACUGGUUCUGGUUGUGCUCGUGGUUUUUUAAGUUCAAUGGAUGCUUGUUGGACUAUUCGACAAUGGGGUUCCCCAGAAUCGAACCCAUUAGAUGUUUUAGCUGAACGAGAGUCUGUUUAUCAUAUUCUUGGUCAAACCACACCAGAAAAUUUACAAAAAAACAUAGCGAGCUACACUGUCGACCCCCAUACAAGAUAUCCAAAUUUAAAUACACAUGCUGUUUUACCUGUGCAAGUUGUACAUUUAUUUAAUUGUGAUGACAAAACUGUUGUAGACAAACUUCUUAAAGCUCCCCGUCAAGCAAUUACUCCAGUUCAAGAUGUACCUAAAAAACGAAGACGGAAAGGUAAUUUUUGUUUUUAUUGUUUUGAAUUAUUUUUUUUAAAUUAAAGUUUUUAUUUUAAUAUUUGAAACAGUCCAUUUGGCUGCACUUGAUCCUGCAAUAAAGGGUGAAUAAUAUAAAAUAUCCAUUACCUAAUCAUGUGUUGUCUAACAAUAACAAAGUGUGCAUUCUUAUUAGUUUUUGUCUAUGUAUCUACUUGUGAAUAAUAGUAUUUUAAAGUAUUUAAAAAUUGUAGAUAAAACAAAUUAAUUUUUAUAAUGUUUAUUUUAGAAAGUCAAGUACAUCAAGAAACUUUACAUACUUGGUUGAAAACACAAGUCGAACCCUAUGAUUCAAUAUCUGUUGAAGAUUUAGCAAAAUCAUUUAAAAACGGAUUGGCAUUGUGUGCGAUUAUUCAUAAAUAUCGUCCAGAUCUAGUUGAUUUCUUUUCUCUUUCACCAUCAGACGUGGCAAAAAAUAAUCAGUUAGCUUUUGAUAUUUUAGAACAUGAAUUUGGAAUUCCUCCAGUAAGAUUUUAUAUCACUCAUGUUGCUUCUUUUAUUUUAAUUUAUUCUUAUUUUAGAUAAUGUCUGGAAUUGAAAUGGAGCAAUGUGAUAUACCUGAUAUUUUGGCUAUGUUAUCUUAUUUGUCACAAGUAUAUGAUACUUUCAGACGAGAAAUUCCACAUAUAAAACAUCCAAAAUUGGUAUUUAAAUUAUUACACAAUCAAUUUGCUAAAAUAAUUAAUUUUAAAACUUUAGGAAGACAGUGACCAUGGACCAACACCAAUUGAAAAUCGUUUUAGAAUGCAUGUUGCUAAAAAUAAUAAUUUUGCUCCUUAUUCAAAAGUUACUGCAUUGGUAAAACCUAUUUCACAAUCACGAAAACGAACAAGUGUUAACAAUACAUCUAAUAUUGAUAAAAGUACAUCUUCUAUGCAAAGGCGUAAUAGAAAACGGCGCACAAAUGUAAAUAAUGGAUCACUGGUAAAUAAUCUUUAGUAUAUUAUUAUUUAAAAAAAAAAAGAAUAGGCAAUAUGAAAAAAAUAUAUAUAUUGAAUUAUAAUAAAUAGUUUAAUUAUACUUUUGCUAAUAAUAAGGCUCAAAUAAAAAAACGACUGCAUGUUCGAAUGCAACAAAUUUAUAUAAGAGAACCUGAAGAUGAUGAAUUUUUAGAAAGUAAUCAUGAAGAGUUCAAAGAACGUGCUAGGGAAUUGGAGAAAAAAUUAUUUCCAAGUGUAAGACUGUGUUAAAAUUGUGGUUACAGUGUGUUAGUGUGUAUAUUUUUAUUAACCUAAUCUAAUCUACUUCUUUUUUUAAUCAAACAAAAAAAAGAUUAAUUUUAAAAUAUUGAUACAUUUUUGUUACUAUAGGAAAUAAUAAUUAUAAUAAUACAUUUUUUGUUUUCACUCCUAUUUAUAUUAUAAUCUGUAUGAUUAAUAGGUAUUAUUAAUAAUAACCGUUCUAUAAUAGUUAUCUAAUUUAAAUUAAUUUUUUGUUUUUAUGUGUGUGUAUUUUUUAAAACUCAAUGGUUAAAGUUAAUAAUUAAAAACUAAUAUGUUUUGUGUAUUAAUAAUGAAAGGUGGAUUUUGAACUAUUCAAACAUGUAAUAACUUAGAAACUAGAAAAUGUGUGUACACUUUUAAACAAUAACUGUAUCAAUGUUAUAUAUUAUAUAAUAAGUAUAUUAAUAAACAUCAAAUUAAAAUUUCAAAAAUAAUUCUCAUUAAAUCAUUUUUUAAUAUAGUUUUAAAUUUUGAAAAUGCCUCUUGUGUUAAGAUUAAAUAUUUAAUUAUUUUAUAUUAUACAUGUGCACGUAAUUUGACAAUAUAAUAUAAAAUAAGGUUAAUUCAAAUAUUAAUUGAUAACUUCUUGAUGAACUACUUAAAUUAAUAUUAAUAAUCUAUUGAGAAAUCUUUAACUUAAAAAAACUAUUUAUUAUUUUUUAAAACAAAAAAUUUGUUUUAAUUAUAAAUUAUUGUAAAAGGAUUAUGUAAUUAGUAAUGAUUAAAUGUCUUACAGAAAUAUAACAGUUGUAUUAGUAACAUUCCAAUACUACAAUGUUUUGAAUAUAUUUCAUAUAUUUAAUUUAAUUUUAUUUAUUUAGCCACGAGAUACUCGUUUACAUUUAGAUAGUUCUCCUCGAUAUAAAAUGGAAGAAGAUAUUUCAGUGCGAGCUAAAGAAAUUGAAGCAAAACUUAAAGGUGGUCCAGCACCUGAUAAAAAACCUAAGGAUCUUUUGAGGGCUAUUGGUAUGUAUACAAAUUUUGUUAUAGUUCGUAUAUUGUACUGAUUUUUUUUUUUUUUGUAGGCAAGAUUGACAAAAGUGAUUGGAAUGUAAAAGAGAUUGAACGAAAGAUUGAAGAAAGUAAAUCUCAAUGUAAACACAUUAAAAAUGGAACUGAAAAAGUACCUAAAUGGAGCCGACCUCAAUUUGAUGAUAAAGUAUUACAAAAAUAUUAUUUAUUUUCAUUAUGUGUAUUUAUUUUCUUUAUACAUUACUUAUCAUCAUCUAAUUGAUACUUUAGGUUAGUGCAAUCAAAAAGAAACUUCAUGUAAAAGGAUAUUAUGAUAAUGAAAACGAUGACAAAAAAUACCAUGCAAUUGAUGAUAAUUUAAAUAAACUAAAUAGAAAAAUUAAAGAUGGAAAUAUUUUAGAUCAAGGUCAACGUGGUGCUAAUAAAGUUUCAGCAAUGGCUGCUCAUUUAGCUACAAUAAAUAAACAACCUGAACAACCUCUUCUUCAGAGAUCUGUGAGUAUAGAUAUUUUUCUUUUGUUUGGUACAGUAUAAGAUGGAUUUUACUGAUGGUAUGCUGUUUAAUUAAAUACUAUUCUCUUAGGGUGCUAAAAAUACCGUAAUAAUUCCACAAGGUGGAAGUGAAAUAUGCCAUUUUUGCAAGAAUCGUGUUUACUUAAUGGAGCGAUUAAGUGCUGAAGGAAGAUUUUUUCAUCGUGGUUGUUUCCGUUGUGAAUAUUGUCUUACAACUCUAAGACUAGGUAGUUAUAUGUAUGAUCGGGAAGGUAAAUAUGACAAUCGUUUUUACUGUUCUCAACACUUUGGAAUGCCUGGUACACAACAAAUGAGAGCUCGUCGAAAACUUGAACAAAAGACUGAACCGGAUCUAAUUAAACCUAUUGUUUUAAAUAAAACACCUGAAAAAGUAUAAUAGUUAUACAUUUAUAAGUUAAUAUCAUUUUUUAUGUAUUAUUUAAUUUAAUAGACUAAGGUCUCAAUGGAGUCAUUAGAUCGAGGUGAAACACCAGAACGAGUAGAGUUUGAAAAUUUAGAGUUGGAAGAAGAUUUAGCUCUUAGUGAAAUGGAUGAAGAUGAAUGGACUGAUCGCAAUUUUGGUGCUUCAGCUAAUGAAAUGCUCUCUUCUGAUGAAUUGUCAGAAUUUAGGUUAUUAUAUUAUUACAUAUUAAUUUUUAAAAAAAAUGUAUCAUUUCAAAUCUGUAUUCAUUUUGAUUUAGUGAUAGUGAAAGUGACGAAAAUCCAAAUCCAGAAUUAAAUGCUGAUAAUCAAGAACAAAAAUUACUACCAAUUAAUAUAAAUAAUGAUAAUUUAUCUAUUAUUAACGUGGAAGAAGAUGGUUUAAGUUCCCAAAAUGAGUCUGAUGAAUCACAGGACCGUUUCAGUUAUAAAGAAUUUGAUAGUGGGGGUAAUACUACUAAUUAUUUGUAUUUAUUUUCAAAUUUUCAGCAAAGGAAUCUAUUAAUUUAUUUUUUUUUCAUAUUAUAUUAAUAAUUCAUAAUGAGCUUUAAUAUUUUAAACAAAUAAUACUAAUAGUAUUUAUAUUAGUGUUGUUUAACUUUCAAAGUAGAGGUUAUUUAUUUUGUAUUGCAAACAAUUAUAAACAAGGGCAAGAAUAUCUGGGGUGGGAGGUUAGAGGUUCACCUUAUCCAUGGAAAAUAAAUAUAAUUUUUAUUCAAAUACAUUGUGCAUUAGUUAUAUAGUUCAAAAUUUUUAAUUUUCUGUUUUAUUUUUUUUCUUGAACAUAAAGAUAAUAAUGUAAUUAAAUUUUAAGUAAAAAAUUAGAAUUAAGGAUAAAAAGAUAAACAUAUUUCGAACAAUGAGUGAGCUCUGUUGUAGGUAAGAAGUUGGGAAAGUAGAGGGGAAAUUUAAUGUAUAUCCGUAUGCAACCAUUAAUUAUUGCUAAUAAAAAACAAUUCUGAGCAAAGUUCAGUUAAUAGUGUUGUUUCGUCAAUAAUAUAUAAUGUCAUAUUAUGGUAACAUAAUUACAUAUGUAUAAUAAUAUAUACCCUGUAAAAUAAAAUGUCUAUAAAUAACUCAUAAAUGUCUACAAUCUUUUGAAAAUUUUACCACGUCUAUAAAAGACAAAUACAAGUAAGUGUUUUUUGUUCAAACUACAAGUUCACACAUAUUUUUAACUGAAUUAAAACAAAACAAUAUAUUUUGCACAAUUUUUUUUGUUUUUCCCAUUUAUUAUUAUUGAAAACAGCUGGGAAAAACAAAAAAAUGACUUCCUUAAACCAUCCUAGUCAGAUUUCCUUUUAGAAAAAGUGGUAUACUUGAAAAUUGGAGCAAAAUUGUUAGUAGAAAAGUUGUCUACAGAAAAAAAAAAAUAAACAUCAUUAUUUAAAUUGUUCAGAAUCUAAAAUUAUGUGCAAAAAUUGUUGAUAUAAUUUUAUGUUUGACAAGUUUUUUAGCUGGAUUCUUAGUUGCUCUGUACAUUAUUAUAUAUAAUGGAAUUUUACUAAAAUGUUGAGAAUUUUAUAUUAUCCUAUGCUUAGAAUUGUUUUUAAAAAUGUUUGAAUCAAAUUGUAUUAGCAAUACAACAGUGAUAUAUGCUGAGAUGAACUUAGUAUUAUAAAGUGUCCACAUAAUAUUUAUAUUAUACCUUUCUAUUUUAAUAUGCAUUUUCUUAUAGAUGACGAGAGUGAUACGGCAACUGAAGGUGAAGAAGAAAUAAAAGCACGAGAAAUAAGGAAACAAGAAGUUUGUUUACAUAUUCCUCAUUUGUCAACUGCUACUACAGAUAGUGGAUCUGAUACUGAGGUGAUAUUUUUUACUCCAGAUUUUAUAGAAAAUAAUGAAUCUUUAAUUUGUAUAAAUAAACAUAAUAAGUGUUUAAGAAAUGAGGACAGUCCAAAAAUGAACAAAACCAAUGGUAAUACAAAUACAUUUAGUUUUGAAGAACCUCAUAAUUUUCUGAACAAUCAUAUCAAAGCAAUUCCAAAUGAUAUUAAUUUAUUAGAUGAAUCUACCAUAAAGUGUAACCCCGAAAAUAAUAAUCUUACAAGUGCAAAUAUUGGUGUAGAAAAUACUGUUCAUACCUCUUUGAUAUAUAGAUAUGAUGGUCCACCAUCAAGUGAUAUUGAUGUCAAGAAUAAAAAUGAAAGUAAUUUAAAUGAUGAAUGUGUACAUAAAAUGGAAGAUAUUACUAAAUCAAGUUUAGAAUUAUUGAAAACAGAUAGUAAAAAAUCUAUUAACCAAAAAAUUGUAGGUGAUAAUAAUAAUUUAAUUGAAAAUGAAAUUAUUUUAAAUAAUGAACAUUCAAAUAUAGUUUAUGAAAUAGAAAAUAAUGAAUGUUCUUUGGAUUCUGUACAAAAUAAUUCAAAAAGGUUUGAAAAUAAUUCAAAUAUGAAUGUUAACAGUGAUAUUAUGUUAAAUGAUUUUAAUUUAUCAGAAAAAAUUAUUGCAAAUAAAAGUCCUUGUAAGCCAAUUAAAUUAAAUGUAGUGACUACUGAACCUUAUCCAAAAUAUACACCAACAGUUGAAAAGGCUAUUAAAAAAUAUGAAAAUAAACAACCUAAAAAAGAAUGUAUUGUUAUGUAAAUUUCAAUACUUCUAAAAUAAAUAUUAAAUAUUCAUAUUCACCUAUAUUUAUAUGAUUAUAUAUAAAUUAAUAAAUAAAUAUUAAACAAAAUAAUAUAAUUUAAGUUAGAAACGUAGUUUCAGAACAUAUGUUCACAGAUAUACAUAAUAAGCCUUUCUCUCUCAAGUGUCAUUUGGGAUACACAAAUCAGGUAAACAAUAUUGGGAAUUGUGUUUUUGUGAUUACUAUGUGUUUCGAUAUUUGAAUUGUUAACUUGUUAUUUAAUAAUAUGUGUAUUUCAAUGCUUAAUAUUUUUGUGAAUUUAACUAAUAAUAAUCUAUUUAGUACUUAAAAUUGAAUUUGAAGAUAAACUAACAAACAUUUGAUAUAUUUUUUGUAACUUUAUAACAACAGAAGAUAUAUGUAUUUAAACAUGUGCAGAUUCAUUUUAAUUGGCUGUUUAAAUUCUUAGUACCUAUUAAGGAGAAAGGCUUGUUUUUAUAUGUGUUUUGUUUAAUUUACAAACAGAAAGAUAUUUUAUUAUGUGAUUAAUAUAUGAAAUGGUUAAAUGUAUGCAAGAUAUCAUAUGUUUUUACGAAACAUUGAGAAUGACAUUAUAUUGACUAAUUGAAUUGAAAAUCUAUUACAGUAAUGGAUAACUUUUAGAUUCAAACCCUGUUUAAAAUAUUUAAAUCAUUAUUUUUUAUUGGUGCAAUUUUCAAAUUUUUUAAAUAUUUAAUUUUUAGAAGAAAAAUUGAGGCAUAAAUUUCAGGGCUGCUACAUAAGUAACUAAAAAGAUUAAUUGUCAAAAAAUAGUCCAAAUAUAGGCACAAUAUUUGUUAUUGGUAAUUUAUAAAUUCUAGUAUUUGCAUAUUUUUUGUUACCAUUGAAAAAAUAACUAAUAUUUGUUAUCAGAAAUAUUUCGAAUUCAUAUUCAUAUAGUGGUUAUUAACAAUUUUUAUACAAUUAAUUUUUUUAUAAAUCAUUUUAGUUAUUAUAAUAUUGUUAAAUUAAAUUAUUCAAAUUAAAAUAUAAAUUUAACAAAAAAAAUAUAUUCAUAAUUGUAAAUAGCUUUUUUUUGAGGCAUUAUAUUUGGCUGUUGGAUUCGUAAUAUUUCUGAUUGAAUGGUUAAAUUUUUAGUUGUUAAGGUUUAAGAAAGGUAAACCUUUGUAUUUGGCUAAAUAGGUCGAAUUUCAAGAAUUUUAUUAUAUAUAAGUAUUUCUUUUUUUAUUGAAUUGGGUGUCAAUGUUCAAUACAAUGUCAUUGUACCAAUCACCCCCAUGCCUAUUUACUAUCAUUAUGUAAGAUACAAAUUAUACUUAGUAUCAAAUUUGUUGCUCAUAAAUAUGUCCCAAUCACUGACAAAAAACCCUAUAAUUAAUUUGGUUCUUUAAACUUUCUAUUAUUUAAUUCAUUAAUUGUGAAUAAACAAAUUAAUAUAUUUCACAAACUGAUAUUAUUUUAUUGUAAUAUCUGUGAUAACAGAUGUAUUGUUUUAAAGAGUAGGUGUCAAGUAUUGUGCUACCUGAAAAUAUAUUUAGUGGUUUUAUAUUUAUUGCUGGUUAUAUUCUGAUUUCCCAUUUUUUUUCCAAAUGCUAAACACCCCUCUGUUCUUAAAUUUCCAUUAUUCGUAUUUAAUAUUAUUAAAAAUAAGUUGUCAAAUUUAACUCUUCAAUAUAAUUUCAUUCUUUAGUUUGCCAUUCAAUUUUGGUAUAAUAUAUACUUGUAAUUUUAUUAUUAGAUGUAUAUGAACUUCAAUUUAGUUAUGAGAGUAUUUAAUAAUAACCAAUAUAAUAUAUUUUGUUUGUUUUUAUAAUGCAGAAAAUGUGUUUAUGCAAAUCCCAUAUGUCUAGAAGGUUUGAUGCACUAAUUAAACUUAUAGUGAAAUUUUUAGAUGAUAAUAAAUAAUGUCCAAGGAUUAAUUUAACUAAAAAAAAAAGAUUAAUUUGCUGUAUAUUUCUACAAUUGUUAAGUGUUUUUUUUUUCUGUAUGUUUAUAAUCUUCAAUCCCUGGCAAAAUAACAUCAAAGUGUCUAAAAUAAUAUUUAGUCAUGCUCAAAUCAUUAAAUAAUAAUAUCAUAUAGUAUGAUUAUUAAAAAUUAAGGGUUUUCAAGCUUUCUAGAUAUACUCAUUUAUCCUCAUUGGAAACAAUUUAAAUUUACCUAUGUGUACCAUAUGAUUCAAAAUAUAUGUUACCUAAUUUUAUCAUAUAAAUAUUUAAUCAUAUAAAGGUUGACAGAUUUUUGAUUUGUAAAUAUUUUUUUUACAGUCUUUUAAAAGUCAACUUUUGAAAUUUACAUUCAAGAAACCCAUAUUUUUUUUUAUAAAAUAGCGUGAAAAUAUUUUUUUUAAUAAAUUUAACUGAUUGAAUAGAAUUCAUUUAUUCAAAAAUCUAUGAUUGAGAACGAUUCAAAGUUAAAACUAAUACAUAAUACAGUUUAACUGGUUCACGGAAGCAGCACAUUGUGGUGCAUUGUUUAAUGAGUGGUGUCAUCAGCUAUUUCUUGUUGUGCUGUCAAAAUGUAAUUUCUAAAAACUUUAAAUUGCUCUCAAGCAUAGAGUUUUAAAUAAAUUAAUGUGAUUUAGUGGCUAAACUGUAAAAAAAAAAUUUAUCUUCAUAUUAUGUUUGUAAAAAAACAUUAAAAUACUGUAAAAAAAAAAUGUACAAAUAAUUUUAAAUGUUUAUAAAUCAAAAAAACUUUUGGAUUAUACAUUUUUCUCUAUUUUGAAUAUUAUGUGAUUAAAUGCUGAAACAUACAUUUUGAAUUUCCUGUAUAGGUGUCCCAAAAUGAUCUGCUAGUUGAAAUAACAUUUAUUCUAUUUAAUAUUUUAAAUUUAUUUUCGAAAUAAUCAGUAUACAUUUGCGCUACAGUUAAUGUAUUAUUAUUAUUUAUUUAUUUUUUUUUGUGGGGGAAGCUUAAAAUUAAACAUUUCAAUAAAAAAUUUCAAAAUAAAAAUUUUAUAAAAUAGAUUUUUAGAAAAUUGGUGGUUGAAACUUGUUUCGAGGUAUUAUUUUCUAAACAAAUUUCAAGUUUUUGAAAAUUUGAACAUUAUUAUGGUUUAUUAAAGUUCUCCCAUUAAAUAAAAAAGAAAAAUUUAAUAACUAUUGCAGAGGCAUACUGAUUAUUUAAAACAUAAUCAUUAUUAAAAAAUCGAAUAGAAUAAAAGUUAUUUCAAGUGUCAGAUAAUUGUCAGACACCUGUAUUAUAUGUGUGUGUGUGUAUGGUCUUUUAUAUAUUAUGUUACUGUUGCCAGUAACAUACAAUUUGAAUUUUCGAUGAAAUAUUUAUUUUUUCAAAAACAACUCAUAUAAUACUUUUGGAAUCAUAUAUUAUAAAAUGCUACAUUGUCCUUAUUUGUUUACCCUUAUUUUUGAGAUUGAAACCAUUAUCUACUUUUGAUUAUCAAAAGCAACUUAUAUUCAAAAAUUCAUUAGUAUAAGAAGUUUUAGUUUAAAUACAUUUUGGUGUUGAAAUCUCAUCUAUUCAUAUUUUAAUGUAGGUCGCUAUUUAAAAAUCAAAAGUUUAUAGUUGCUUUAAUUCAAAAAAUAAGGACAAUCUAAUAUUCUCAAAUAUAUGACUCCAAUAAGUUUGAACAUGUCAUUGAAAAAAAUAACUGUUUUAUGAGAAAUUUGAGUGGAAGAUGUAUACAUAUAUAUAUGUAUUUAUUUUAUUUUUUGUAGAUUGCUACUGAUUAUUAUUCAACAAGUUCAGAUAAUAAUGCUGCUACUGAAAUAUCUACAGAUUCUGAAUUUGAGAGAGAUGAUAAAACACCAACAAAACACAAUAUUCCAAAUAUAAUUGUUAGUGAAAGCAUUCAAUCAAAACGUAACAUAGAAGAAACUAAAGUUGAUCCCUUGGUACCUGAAAAUCCUAAAAUAGCUGAAAUUGUAAAUCGAGCUCAAAAUCGACCAAACUUCAUUCCAUUUUCCAAGCCUGGCUAUGAACUUAAUCGAACCCAGUCUACAGAAGGUAUUGCUACAAAACGUUCACUAGAGUUGAAAAAGUUGUACUUGUUAGCUGGUAAUGAUAAUGGAAUUACUGUAAAAAAGUCUGGCUCUUCUGUGACAUUAGAUACAAAAUUUAAAAGCUUUGUUGAUCAAAUAUCUGAGUAUCAAAAAAAAUUGAACCUUACGCCUGUACCCAGUCCUACUAUACAAGCCUUACAAAAUACAACGCCUAUUGUUAAUAAAAAUGAGAAAAAAUCAAAAGAGUUAUCUGAAACUAAAGAAUUCCAACAUAUUUGUUUCAAACAUUCUGAAAAAACAAAUAAUUGUAAUGAAAACAACGAAACUAAUCAUAAAAUGAUAGAGCCGAGUAGUACUACUCAAAAUGAAGAAAACGAUAAUGAAUCACGUCCACGUAGUCCAGCACAUGAAACAUCUAUAAUUGUACCUGAAUUUCAUCAUUCCCAAAGUGAAAAUAAACUUGAAUCUGAUUCUUUAUCAACAGAUACUUCAAUAGACACUGAAAAUGAUUUAGAAAUUCCUGAUAUUUUGUCUGAUGAAAAUGAUACUCCUAUUGAAAAUCAUAAUUUACCGAAAUUGGAAAUUCAUAACUCUCGGGGGGAACUUAUGAAUGAUUUAGACCAACAAAAAGAACAAUCAAUAGAUUCUGAAUCUGUACAAAAAUUCUCAGACAAUGGAUUUAAUAAAAUUAUUACAGUUCCAAGUCCAAUGAAAGAUAAAAAUGUUAGAAAUGGUGAAAUAUUAAAACAUGUGUCAACUACUGCUGAUUUAUUUAUAAAUGGUAUUUCAAAAAUGAACAAUAGUGAGAUAGUUAAUCGAGAAUCUGCUAAUGCAGACCUUGGAUCUGAUUAUAAUAAUGAUGAAGAUUAUACAAUCGGGGGACAAACUGAAACUGAGCUUUCUGAUUGGGCAAGAGAUGAUGAUGUCGGAGUAUCUGAAGCUUGGGAAGAUUUUGCACCAGUACCAAUUAAAAAUUUAACUUAUAGAAAACACCAGAGGCCUAAAUCAAAACACAAAUCUCGAAAUUCUCCAAAAAAAAAACCUAAUGAAGAUUUUGAUGAAUAUGGUCAUAUAUGUGGAAAAAUAGAUAGUGAAAAUAUUGAGUUUAUGGAUACCAUAAGUGAUAAUGAUACAAAUGAACAUGUUGCUGCUUUAAAUCAAACUUUGUUACACAAUACUGGUUAUGUAGAAUUUGUAAGUAACCCUCAGAUGGACGAUGAGCUCAAAACGCCUGUUGUCGAGACUUUGAAUAAUAUUUAUAAUAUCCCAGCUGAUAAGGAUGAUAAUGAUACUACAACGACUAGUGAUUUAGUUACAGUAAUGGAUCUUAAAAAUGAUUCAAUUAGUGCUGAUGAUGAUAUUUUAACUCCAAUUGCUGACGUCGGCACAAAUAAAACUUACUAUGAAUAUGUGAAACGUCUACAAGAAAAAAUAACACCAUUUAAUAAUAUAAGAGAUUCUAUUGAUGUACGUAAAAUGAAAAAAACUAGUAAGGGAGAAAAACUGGAUAUAAAUGAUACAAAAGAAAAAAAAGAACAAAAUUCUACAGUUUAUAAACUCCAGCAAAUUACCCAAGAAAGAAUGAAAGAAAAAAAUCUAAUUCAUGAUAUGGUUAUGAGCAAAAUUACUAGUAAAUCGCCUAAUGAAAGAAAACAACGUCGUAAUAGGAGUUCUCCUUUUUCUCCAGAAUCUAAUCCUGAACAAUUUGAAUUUAAAAAACCAAUUCCAAUUUUGCAAUGUAAUUCAGAUAUAAAAGUUCGCCCCUCUUCACUUCUUAUUACUUUAAAAAGUCCUCUCAGUGAACGAAAAAUCAAUUCUUCUAAUAUGAUUUCUUGUUCUGAAGCAUUUUCAUUGCCAGAUAUUAGGAGAGCACUAUUUGAUGAAAAACCUCCAACUUCCAGUAUUGCUGAAGUUUUAAAAUCAACUGAAGAAAUACGUGAAAGUGCUAGGGCUAGAGCUAGAUUGAAGAGCGACUCUGAAUUAGGUAUGAGUCCAGAAGAUAAAAUUCGACAACUUAAGGAAAAAUUAGAACGAAGAAGAGCAGUCAAAAGUGAAUGUGAUGGACUUUCAUUAUUGACAAAAAGUAAAAGUUGCCAAUCAAUAGAUGAAUUUGAUCUUAAUAUUGAUUUAGUAAGCAAAGAAAAAUGUUAAAAUUAGAUAGUUAUAUUGUUCAUAUUAUUUUUGUUUUUUAAAUCAUUUUUAGUGCGAUACAUCAAAAACACACGUGCAAAUAAAGAAUGAACGAUCAGAAAGAAAACGUAGUAUUACUCAAACUGUUAUGGCUGCAAUUUUUCAAAAGAAAACACCAUCACCUAAUAAAAUUUGUUCUCCUUCUAGUCAUCAAAUAUCUCCAUCUAGGUUUAAGUUUCUAAUAAGCAGCAAAACUAAAGAAAAAUCUCAGGUAACUAUUUUUAAUGUUAAAACUUAAAACUAUUGGUUGUUGGUUUUUAUUCUAUACUCUAUUUAGAAUAAGAAAACCCUAGUUUGCGCAUGCAAGACGGAUAAUUCAAACUUUUUUGAAUCUGGUGGAACUCCCACUACUAAACCGCUACUAAUCUAAACUAUACACGACUCGUGCAGGGACUUUUAUAUGUUUUCAAUUGUGUUCUUAUUCUGAACAGAGUAUAAUUAUAUUUUUAAAAUAUUAGUAAUAAGUAUAAAUAAAUACUAAUUUGUCAUGCCUCUUCUCUAAAAAUUAAAAUGGUUAUUAUUAAAAACUUUUCAAUGGAUAUGUAUUUAUAUUGAAUUAAAAUAUUUAGAAAAUUUCAAAAAGUUAACAAAUAAAGUUUAUUUUUUUCUAGUGAAUAAGAAAUGACAAUAUAAAUAAAAUUUUUCUUUAAAAAUGUAUUUCCUUGAAAGCAUAUUUGAUUGAACAAAUUAAAUAGAAAAUACUAACUAAAUUAACAUCCAGAAAAUAUUGUUGGACACCCAGUAUUACAUACAUAUGUAACAAUAAUAAAUAAAUGCGCAAUAAAUUAUUGUAUUAUAUCAGCAAUAUUUUUUAUUAAAUAUCUAAAUAAAGUAAUUUAAAUCACAAUAUUUUCACUUGUUGUACCUACCUAUUGUUAGUGAAAAGUUUGAAAGGUAAAAUAUAGGGUAAUUUAAUUUAUAUAUUGGAAGCAAUUGUAAUCAUGACAAACAAAAACCAAUUCUGAUUAGAUCUUUUGGUUAACUGGAUGUUAGUGACAUAUGUUAGUUUUUUUUCUUUUUGUACCAAAGAGAACGCAGAAGAAAAAAAAAGUUUAAAAUUUUAGUAUGUUUUUCAAUAUUUAUUACAUUAUUAGAAUAUUUAUAGAUAUUGAAAUUUGAAUAUCUAUCAUCAAAACAUUGUUGACCCUCAUUAUAUGGAAUUAAACUUUUAAAUUUCUGUUUGUCAUAGACUUUGUACAAAACAAUUACAUAAAAUAUUCAUAAUUAUUUUAAUUUUUUGUUUGUUUUUCCCUAUAUUUUAAAAAAAAGUACUGGGAGUUUUAAAAAAACAAUCCUUCUUCAAAUGCACCAUACUUAGGCAUAAAUACUACCACAAAUAUCAUAAAAAAAAAUACAUAUAUUAGUAAUUCAUUCUUCUAUACUCUGGUCUGAAUCUUAAAUACAUCAUAAAUUUAAUUUGUAAAUUGUCAAUACAAUUGUUUUUUUGUUAUCUUAUUUUAAAGUAUAAAUAAUGAUAAAAACAUAUAUACAUAUUUUAAAUAUAAUGCAAAAAGUAAUUUUUUUACUUUGGUCUAUAAUAACCAAUAACUAUUUAAUUUCUGAUAACUAAUUUGACCUUUUAAAUUUCAGUCUGCAGAUACUAUUGCGACAUUCAUUGGAGAUUAUGUAUGUUUUCCUAGAGUAGUUUAUUAUUUUUUUUAAAAUUUAUUACAUAUUCUGCAGAAUUAUUUACAAAAAGUAGUUAUAAAAUGCAAUAUAGAUAGUAGAUUAUUAGAUUUGUAUACAUAUUAGUUUCAAAUGUUUUAUACUUAAAAUAAUAUGGUACAUUAAUUUUAAUAUAUUAACAUGAUGAAUAAAAAAUUAAUUUAAUGAAUAUAAAUUGAUUAUAUUAUGUUGUUACUCUUAUAAAAAUAAUAUAUUCACUGAAACUCAAAUACAAUUAUGGUAAGACAUUUAAAAAUUGAGUUGAAUAUUUUAAUUAGAAUUUCAUAAGCAAGUAAAAUUUAAAAAAGAGCUGAUACUGAUGAUAGGUGUGCCACUGUUAUAGAUAGGAAGUCGGUAAGUUAGGAUACAUAAAGUUAUUUAAUUUAUAUCUGUAAGCAAUGAUGAGCCAUUUCAAACGAAUAACGAUUUUGAGCAAAGUUUGUUUAUAAAUGUUUUUAAGGAUAUAAUAUUUAUGAUUUUCUUUAUAAUUUUAUAUUAAAACUCUUAUAAAAAAAAUCACUACAUUACACUAUUUUUUAUUAUUUUUUUUUUUUACCACAAGUAUGACUUAUAAUGAACCUGUUAAAUUUUCAAGCAUUUCUGUUUAGUCUUACAAUUUUAUCCACGGAGUACCUACCUUAAAAAACUUAAAAAAAACUCACAAAAUUAAAAUGUCUAUAAAUAGCUAAAAAAUUGCUGAAAUGUUUUUACAAUUUUAACAUUUCUAAAAAUAGCAAAUAUAAGUAUUCUGUCAACAUUUUAAGUUUUUAAGGACAUUUUUAGAUGAAUAACUACAAAAAACAAAAUUGAAAAUUAUAAACUUAAACAGAUAUCUAUUAAAAUAUACAGUAUGCUUUAUACAUAUUUUAUUACAUAAUACAAAAAUAAUGUAUGACACUUACCUAUCAUUAGAUUUGGGCUUAAAUUAAAUUAUUUUUGAAUUUAACACUAUUAAAAUAUUAAUUUUUAUGAGUAUUAUGAUGUAGGUAUUUAUUAAAUUCAAACUCUUGUUAACCUAUAUAUUAAAACAAUUUUUAUUUUCUAGGAUAAAAAAUUAAUUCCAGCCGUGGGAGAUAAACCUGUACAGUAUAAAUCAAAUAGUGAAUCAGAAAUCAGACGUCGAUUAAUAGAUUCAUUAGCCCCACCUAUACCCCCAUUACCGUCUUCUUAUAAUAUUGAUAAUCUACAAUCUUCAGGUAUUUAAAAUUUUACUUCUAAAUAAAUUUAAUUGUGUACCUAAUACGUAUAUUACCAUAUUAAGAGAGAUAACCAUAGUUUAAAAAAUGUUUAUAACUAGUUUAUUACACAUAAGUGGGUAUUGCCUCAUUUUCUAUUAUUUUUAAUUACAAUAUUCUUUCAUAACAGGGGAGUAUAAGUUUAAAUUAAUUGUCUUCUUAUAGAAACAGUUCAUACUGAUGGGUCACAAAAAUAUAAAAUUGAUGAUGACUAUAGUAUUCAAAGUGCAGAUAGUAAAAUGUCUAAGUCUGAAAUUAAAAUUGCUCGACAAUCUCAGCGCAAAAGGUAAUAUAUGCAUGUAUUAAUAUAUGUAUAUAUGAUAAUCAUUUCGUCUUAUAAAAAAAAAAAAAUUAUAUACUAAAUAAAUAUUCAUAAUUACUAUCGUUUUAAUAAUUAAAGGUUGCGUAUGGCACAAGAAAUUCAAAGAAAAUUGGAGGAAUUAGAUGUCAAACUUAAAAUUUUAGAAGCUGAAGGUGUUGAAGUGGAGAAAAAGCUUAGAGGAGAAGGUAAUAUACUAUGAACACUGUGACUAUUCAUGUUUACAUUUUUUUUUUACUCACAAUUUUUAUUUUAAAUUAAUUUACUCCCAUGUUAUGUUAAGGCUAUUUGAGUGGUUAUGUAUUUAGUAUUGGGGUGUGUAUUUGUAAUUAUUUCCUAGAAAAGAGAAUUUUGUAGAACCCUAUGUAGAAAUAUGGCCUAAGAAGAAAUUUCGGGGGGGGGGGNCACUAACCCCCCCCCCCCCGUGUGCGCUACUAGUAUUCAGAAUGUUUAGAUGUAGUCAUGAUAAGAUUAUCUUAACACUAUUACAAUUAUAUUUUUUCAUAGUCAUCAACUAAUCAUUUAACAAUAAAUGUGCAAUUUAUUACUUCUUUCCACUCUGCUGGUCUAAACAUAAAACUGUUAUUACUCAUAAAUGUUAAAUCAGAUAUUGAUGUUAUGGACGCAUGUAGAAACCCGAAAAAUAAUGGUGCAUAGAGUAAGGUUCUAGUUUGUAAAUACACAGACCGUAUUUUUACAGACUGUAGAAACCCGGAAUUUCACAAACCGCUUAGUUCCAGACUGUAUUUCGGCGGAAAAGUAAUUAUGUAGACCUGAUAGUAUUAUAAGACCGUAUUAUUACGGAAAUUUUUUUCUGUGAACCGUAUUGUUUCAGACUGUAUAAUUCCCGAAUUUGAUAAUUUUCAUACCGUAUUUUUACCGCCCGUAAAAAAUCGGGAAAUUCACAAAUCGUAUAAUACCAGACCGUAUUUCGAAAGAAAAAAUAAAUACGCAGAACGUAUAAUAAACAACUGUAAUGCCGCAGACCGUUAUUUCCCAAAAAUAAAAUACGUAAACCGUAUUUUUAUGGACCGCAGUGGUCCGGAAUGUUAAUACUCCGACCGUAUUAUGGUUAAUAAAAAUCACAAAAUCAACACUGAUAACACCGGAUUUUUAAGGUUGGUAAAAAUACGAUAUGAAAAUUAUCAAAUUCGGGAAUAAUACAGUCUGCGUAUUUUUUUCUUCGGCGAAAUGCCGUCUGGAACUAUACAGUCUGUGAAUUUCUGGAUUUUUACAUUCGGUGAAAAUACGGUGUUCAAAUUUUUAAAUUCCGGAAUUAUACUUUCUGAGACUUUACGGUUCGCAUAUUAUUUUUGUCUACCUGAAUACGGUCGGUGGAUUUACAUUUCGGACCUCUACGGUCGUUAAAAAUACGGUUUACGUUUAUUUUUUUUUCCGGAAAAAAAAAACCGUCGGUGCCAUUACGUUCGGUUAUUUAUUCUUUUCUAUAUUUUUAUGGUCUACAAUUACACUUUAAUUCCGGAAUUAUACGGUCGGUAAUACAACUUUCGGAAUUAUAUAGUCUCCCAAUGAUGUGUGUAUCAAAAUGUCGAGACAAAUAUUCUCUAUUUGAAUCUGAUUUAAAAAAAAAACCUGAAAAAAAGGGAUGUUGCUAUUUAAAAGUUCAAACCUGAUGCUCAUUUUAGAUAUUUAAGGUGAACAAUUGAAAAUAGUUUAAAAUAAAGCUUAAUUCCAUAAUUAUUUAAUAAAAAACAAAACAAUUUAACUUAAAAUCCAAUGAGAAUAUUUAGUUUUUUGUAAUUAUGUUUUCCAAUCUUUUGAGUAAUGUAAUGUUUGUAGGUUGAUGCCAUAUACUUAGAUUUCGCAAAAGCAUUUAACUCAGUCAAUCAUCAAAGGCUAAUCAAGUUUUAGAGGCUAGUAAGUUCAGCAAAUCACCUUUCUCUUAGCUCACAACUUUCAUAAUCAGUCAAUAUUAGUUUGUAAAAGUGUUUGAAAAGUUUGUUCUAACCUCAACCUUUGUUUUAACUUCAAUUGUCAACUAGUAUAAACUCUAUAAAUAGCAUAAAAAAAAUAUACAUGUCACAUAUUUGAUUACAUUAAAAAUUAUUAUUCAUUGUUCAUCACACGAUUCACUCGUGAUCAGUCCAACUAGUAAGUAGUGACUGAAUAUCAGUAAAUCUUUUUACUAACUAAAAAUGGAAGGUUACAAUAUUUACUCAACUGUUUCCUAAAAAGAGGAACCAGGUUGACCCGGCCGUUCUCCUGAAAAUACUGCUAAAAAUUUAGGCGGCCCGAUUGGGAAUCGAACAUGAGUCUCUUUUGCCAGGUAAUUACUCUACCAGGUACUGAACUUCUCACUCUAAUUUUUUUUUUGAAUUUAAACGGUUUAACAUCCCAGUUUUGGGCAGUUAGUAAAGUGGUCUUGUAGGCUCACGAAGUUCGCUUUUCAAAAUUGAAACUUGAAAACCAAAGAGCGGUUAUUAGCCCCAAAAGUAAUCACGGUAACCAGUUACUGGGAAAAAAAAAUUACCUGUUUAUAAUGUGUAUCCAUUUUAAAGAAUUUGUUGUAUAUUAUAAAUUAAUUUGAAAUUUUCUAGGAGAUGAAGAGAACGAAGAUGAACCAUCUCUUUUGCAUGCUUAUUGUGAACUGAUGAGUGAAGUGAAUCGACUGAGAAGAGAAGAACGUGAAUUAGGCUUACAAGCUCAAGAAUUAGAAAUAGAAGAUAAUUUAGCUAGAGGUGAAACAAUCAAUACCAACGGUAAUUAUAAUUUAAUAUUGCAUGUAUAAAAUGCUUGUUGAUAUUUUACAAGCAUAGCAAGAUGCUUUUUUAAUUCAAUGUUAAAAAGUUUUUGAUCACACAUCAUUUAUAAAAUUACAGAGUUUGGCUCUGAUUUCAAUUGUUUGGCCAGCAUUCACCGCACAAAUCAUAUUCUUACAAAAUUAUUUCCUGUGUAUGUGUUAAUAGUAUUCUAUUACUUUACAUUUCCUAAACUCUUUAAUAUUUGAGCUAACUAUAAUCAUUAACCACAAAUUAAACAAUAAUAAAGUUAAUGUUAAUAUUAACAGUUUUAAAUUUAAAAUUAUGAUUUAAAUUCUAAAAUAAAAUUCAGUUCUAAUAAAACUAUACAAAAAUAUAUUUAUUAAUAAUAAUUAAUAUAAUAUUUAUAGUAUUACCUUUUCAACUUAACAAUAAUACUUUAACCUAAUGUAUCACACCAUUUUUGGUCAGUUAUGUUAAAUAUAAUAUGAUUGUACCACUACGGUGCUACUUAUAUUUUAGACAGUUAAUUAAUUAUGUGCUAAGUUAUAAACAAUAUAACUUAGAUAAGAUUAUUCUUAAAAAAUUAAAAACAAUAAUACAUCAUUAUUUAUUAAUGGCUAACACGUUAAUAUAUGUAGAUAAUCAAAUUUAGUCAUCUUACCUAAUAUAACUAAUCAGUUUUAAAAUAACUACUAAUUAUUUUUAAUAAUAAUAAAAUAAUUACUGUAUUUAUUUUUAUUAAAUUCAUUAAAACAUAACAUACUUACUAAAUUGGUUGUAUUCAUAAUAAAUGCUAAACUUUAAAUUCAAAAUUUUUAUUGUGCAUUUUAAAGUAUUUUUCUUUGUACCUAUAUAUUGUAUGCAGUUCAAUAAAAUGUAUUCUAUAUUAAAAAUGUCUUGAAUCAUAAAAUAAUUUAUGAUCCCACCAUAUUUAGAGUUUAAUGUUAUUUUCUGUUAUACUUUAAAUCCUUUAAAUUAAUUCAAAUUAAUUAUUUAUUUAUAAAAUGUUUAUUCGUGGUUGAAGUUGGUAUUAAUGGUUUUUUUUUUUGCACAAUAUAACUGAUAUUUCAUUUAUAUGUAUAAUUUGGUAAUUUUCUUUAAUUAUUUGUAUGGUGGCAUGUAUAUAUUGUGGGAUAAUGUAAAUAAUUGUUUUUAAACAUUAAACAUUUUUCUGAUCCUCAAAAACUCCAUGAUAACCAACAAACCAAACAAUUAAAACAUACACCACUAUGUUCAUCAACCAAUUAUAUGGUAAGCUAACACAAAAAAUUAAUAGUUUUUUUUUUAUGUUUUUAAAAUAUUUAUAUUUAAAAUGUAUACAAUUUAUAUAGGCAGGGGUAGAUUAUCAAUUAUUUUUAGCCUAUGCAUGCCAGUAAAAUGUUGGGGGCUUUCCCCUAUUAAUCAACCAAAUUAAUUAAUUGAGUUUCAACAAUAUAUCCUACAGAUCUUUAAGAUAUUUUGUAGGAUUAUCAACAAGUAUCAAAAAGUUUAAACAUAUGAAAACAUUUGGAAUGCAAAUUUAAAACAGGGAGUUUUAAGUACUUCGUCAUCUAGUUUUAACUAUGCCAGAAGCUUAACACAAAAAUUCCUCUUUAUGAUAAUUUCUCAAUAGAUGAUUUUAAAGUAAUUUAUGUUUGUAAAUUUAAUACCUAUUAAAUUAUUCUAAUACAAUAAUACAUUUUAUAAAAGCAUUAAUUCCCUAUGAACUAUUAUGAAUUUAUUGUUCAACCCAUAAUAUCACCUUUAUUAAAACACUAAAACCACGUUAUUUAUAACCAUGGCUUAGAUUUUAUUGCACUGAAAAUAACUGAAAUAUGCGUUUGAAUAUGACCUAAAAAAUCUUAAUUUUUAAUUUUUCUAAAUAGGUAUAUAAAUACUCCAGAUAAGAAGUCAUAAAAAUAUACUGCUCGAUGGCUAAUAAGCAGAGUUACUUAAAAAUAGAUUAUAACAUGAAACAAAAAUUUAGGUAUUUUUCUAGUGGAUUAACAUAAAUGACAAUUUUUUUUUUUGCUAUUUAUGAAAAAUACAAAACUAUUAUAUUUUGCAUAUUAGCAAAAAAUAGCAACAAAAAUCUAAAAUACUUCUAAUACGUAGAAAAUAGCAAUAUAUAAUUUUAUAUUUGAAAUUCUUGGUGCAUAAAACAAAUUUAAAGUUCAUUCUGCUAUUUUUGACUGUAUCUUAUUAUAAUUAGCAAACGCUAUAAAACCAGAGUCAACCCUGUUAAAAAAAACACAAUGUAUUAUUUAUAUUUAUUUUAUCAAAUUACAUAAUAAUCUAGCAGUCUACUGUUCAGCCCUUAGGGAAAAUUCCAAUAAUUCACUCUUAAUUUUAGUGUUAAAAUUAUGUAUUAUGCUGCUAAACUGUUGUUGUGCAUUGCAUGAUAAACAAAUAAAUAGCAAUAAUAUUUAUAAGUUCAUAAAAUUUGAUUAUUUUUAAUACUAAUUUUAAAAAUGAAAUAAUAAUAGUGCAAUUUAGAACAUAAACUUAGAAUUAAAUAUUGAUUAAAAAUCCAUGAAUCAAUAGUGUCUGUUUGAUAAAUUUGCCAUGUUUUUUGAUUAAUUACACGCCAACUUUAAAGUGAUGAGUAAAUACUAAAUUGGUUCUUUGUAGUUAAACAUAAUAAUUUUAUUUCCCAAAAUAUUAUUCAUUAGAGAAAUAUCUGGAUGAUUUUUCAUUAGGUGCACAUAUUUUUUAAAAAUUCCAAAUAAUUACUUAUAAUAGUGCUAACCAAAUAAGUUAAAAAUACGUCCAUACAUAUAAUCUGUUACAGUUAUAGAUAAUUGUGAUGUAUUCAAUCAUAAACUAUAAUGUUUUAUGUAGAUAUUAAAGAUUCAAUAUCUCUACUUGUAUUAUAUUAUUUGCUUAUGAAACGCCAUUUUAUAUACUUAUGGUACAGUUUAAAUACCCAGUUUUUAAUUUGUCCAAGAUCACUAUUAUUACAAACAGUUUCGUCUACCUACUAUAACUUUUUAAAACUGUUCAUUUUUAUUUUAUUUUUUAUUUAUUAAAUUAUAUUUAUUUUUAUUAUUUGAAACUUAUUUAUUUUGAUAUUGUUAAUUUAUUUCUUGUGUGAACAUUUAUUUUUACAGACAACGACUGGAAGAAAAUAUCAUCCGCUCAUUAGUUAUACAUUGAUAAAUUAUUAAAUAGAAUGUAAUAUAAUAUAUUAUAUUAUAAUACAUAGAUUAUUUCUGGUUAAAUCAACAUCAACAGAAUCCCAACUAACAGGAACGUAUAGCUCAUUUAUUAUUUAAGUCUGUUUAUGGAACAAAUAAUUGUAAUGUGUUUAAUUUUUAUACUUUUUUUUUUCUUUUGUUUGUAACAUAUGUAAGCUAAGUGUGAUAGUUAUAUUUUAAUCAACGAGUCUUAACCCAAUACAAAGGUACUUAUGUAAUAAAAUCCUAAGCCAAAGCUAACAAUUGUUUAAUACAACUCAUAAUAAUAUGAUUUUGUAUAAUCUGUGAUAUAAUGUUUAGAUUUAUGACUCAAAUGGGCCUUAUAUUUUAUUAUAAAUAUUAUAAAAAUGAAUAAUUAAACAAUUUAAAUAUGCCAUGUUAUUACUACUUAUUUUAUUAUUUUUAACAUUCAUAUUAUAUUCUUUUAAUAUUAUUAUUUAAGCAUAAAAAAUGAAUUUAAAUAGUUUUGAAUUUUCAGUGUACACUAUUUAUAAUACAAAUUUUAUUUUAUUAAAAAUUCAUUUCAUAAAAAUCAAAAAUAUAUAAUAUAUAAAUUUUAAAUAUUAAACUGAAACAAUAUAGUAUUUUCAGAAAAAAGUAUAUAUAUAUAAUAGUAAUAGUUUAAUAAAGCUGUUAAAAAUAUAAUACAAACAGUUUUAAUAAAUUAAUUUCGCUGAAUUUCAUUUGUUUUUAUUUAUUCCAAAUUUGUAGAAUUCCAGUUCUGUUUAGUCAUCACCUUUAAGAUAUGAUUCAAGUGGAUUAGGACCUCUUCUUUUUGCAAUUACAGUCGUAUUAUUUUCUGAAAAAAAAAAGAAAAGAAAAACAGAUUUAAAAAAAAGAACUAUUGAAUUAUUGUUAACUAGAAAAUCACCAUGAGAUUGUGUUUGAGGUUGAAUAUGGUUAAUAUUCAAACAGUUUAGCCAUUCUGUAAAGCCAAUUUUUGUAUCAUGGUUUACAUCACAAUGUCUAGGUAAUUUUUUCCCACAUUGCUUCAGUUUACUAUUAGCUGACAUUUCUUCUCGAAACUUCUUCCAUUCUCUCCGUUCCAAAAUCUAUAUUUUUGAA
Molecule: messenger RNA, 40449 nt
Organism: Cinara cedri
Lineage: Eukaryota; Metazoa; Arthropoda; Insecta; Hemiptera; Aphididae
Source: the annotation of a GenBank genome assembly